AUGUCGUCCCGCUCCCUCGUGACCGUGCUGGUGAUCCUGGCCGCGGUCGCGGGCGCCCUGGCCGAGAGAAAGGGACCUAAAAUCACUAGCAAGGUGUUCUUCGACAUCGAGAUCGAUGGCGCCCCUGCCGGCAGGAUCGUGAUGGGGCUGUACGGCAAGACCGUCCCCAAAACCGCGGAGAAUUUCAGGGCACUGGCCACAGGCGAGAAGGGCAUUGGUCAGUCCAAGAAGCCUCUCACCUUCCAGGGCAGCCACUUCCACAGGAUCAUCCCCCAGUUCAUGCUGCAGGGCGGCGACUUCACCCGGGGAGACGGCACUGGCGGCGAGUCCAUCUACGGUCCCAAGUUUGCGGAUGAGAACUUCAAGCUCAAGCACACCGGGCCGGGUGUCCUCUCCAUGGCAAACUCGGGGCGCGACUCCAACGGCUCCCAGUUCUUCAUCACCACCGUGAAGACCUCUUGGCUGGACGGCCGCCAUGUCGUCUUCGGCAGGGUGAUUGAGGGCAUGGAUGUGGUCUACAAGAUCGAGGCCCUGGGCAGCCAGUCGGGGCAGCCCAGCAAGAAGGUCACCAUUGCCAAGAGCGGCGAGGUGACAGGGGAUGAGGACAACAGCACACUCGCCUCAGAGCUGUGA
This is a messenger RNA of Auxenochlorella protothecoides, 633 nucleotides long. RefSeq names its product Peptidyl-prolyl cis-trans isomerase CYP19-4. NCBI's taxonomy places the organism in Eukaryota, Viridiplantae, Chlorophyta, Trebouxiophyceae, Chlorellales, Chlorellaceae. Gene Ontology annotation, cellular component: intracellular membrane-bounded organelle. Gene Ontology annotation, molecular function: peptidyl-prolyl cis-trans isomerase activity. Gene Ontology annotation, biological process: protein peptidyl-prolyl isomerization; protein folding. The transcript is spliced from 5 exons. The coding region runs from base 1 to 633 and encodes 210 amino acids. The record is from RefSeq and is a predicted model, not a curated record.